AUGGCAAGGAUGGGAAAUCAAAGCUGGUUAAUUCAUGCAUUGGUAACCAUUUUACUCUUAAUUAUAGUUAAAACAUCAACGACAUCAGCAGCAACCUCUAACGAUUGCUUAAAUCAAUGUAGUUUAACUGCAACGACAGAUUCUAUCAAUAAAUUUCUAGCAUUAAAGAAGCAAAAUAAAUUCCGCAUUAUCACAUUAACCUUGGCGAUCAAUAAUGACACAAAUGGUUUAUCCUUGGCGGCUAAUCUUGCCUCAAGUUAUGAAGCUGAUAAAUGGGUUUGGGCGCUAGAAACAUAUGGACGAUCCUAUCUCGCGUUACCUUUUGAUAUCAAUAUAUUUAGUAUGGGAACGUUAACUUUAUUUCAACGAACAGCCACAAUUAACAUUACAGCAACACCCAAUAAUUGUUUAGCUAGUUUAAACGAAACCUGUAAACGAAAAGUUAUAGGCAAAUUUUUAUCGGGAAUAACUCAGACGGAUUACAAUUUACAUAUGAUGUGCCAUCGUGUAGCUCAAUCUGAAGCAUUUUUAUGGCUGGUACAAAAUCAACUGGCUUAUGAAUGCUGCAAUGAGCUCGAUAGCCUUUCUGGCAGUUGGGACUGUAAUCAUCCUGUUGAACUUAACGGCUGGUUAAAUAUCCUUUAUGUAAUGAUUUAUGCUUCUAUCGUUUUGGUAGUCUUGUACGUCCCGGAAAAAAUCUUAAAUGAAGUUAGCGAAGAAUAUGAGCGUUGGUUCUACCGAUCGAAAAGAAAGAAACCGCGAUCGUCAUCUCGUCAAAAUAAAAAACAGCAACAGGCAAAUAAUAAUAACGACUAUGGAAUAAACCAUCAAGAUGAACCUGAUGCUAGCAAGCAGCAUAAAAUUAGCAUACAAGAUGAUAAAGAACUCGCUACCUUUAACAAGCGCAAUUUAAGACAACUUUUUGAUUUUGAUAAAUAUUCCUAUACCGAACUCAUUAUUUUAGAUGGCGAUGUCCCAUUUCAAGUCUUGCCUAAGCGUUGGAACUGGAAAACCAAUCGUUGCUACCAAAUUUUAUUUAUUUUAUUAUCCCCUAUCGUCAUCGUUAUUUUCUUGGCAUUACAAUUAACUAUUAAUCGACAACUAUUUGAAAGAGUCUACUUAACCAAUUUAACUCAACAGCAACUCUAUGAAUAUCUAAUACCUGCCGUAUGUGGUGGUUUUGGUUUAUUUGUCAUCGUUGGUGCUUGGAUAGUUGCUACACUAACCACCGAUUCGCUAACCAAUAAUGUGUUUAUCGAUUGGUUAGAUGAUUUACAAGUGGUUGAAGAAGAUGACAGUGAUGAUGACGAUGAAGAAAGAAAAGAAGAAAAGAGCAACUUACCGGCAAUCUUCAGUACUCACGGUAGCCAUGAAAUUGUUAAAUUCCAUCGUACUGUGGCAAAAAAUCGUAGCUUACUUUUCAGUUCAACUUAUUGGAGUAAUUAUCGAAUUUGGGUGUGGGAUACACCAAUUCAAUAUUGGACAGCUGCUAAAAAGCAAAUGUUGCAAUCGGUUAAUAUGUGUGAACAAUUAUUUAGCUGUAUCGGCUUUAUGUUGGCAACCGGUCUACUCCCAGUAGUAGUUUUAAUAUUAUGUCUACCUGUUUUUGUUGUUUUCUUAUUGAUGCCAAUACCCCUUGUUUAUUGCUUUUUAACUUCCAUAGCUGGGGUACAUAAAAUAUUAUCGCGUAAAAUCACUGGUUUGUGCAAUAUUUUAUUGAUCAUCAUCUUUUUCAUUUGCUCCCUGUAUUUUUAUAUCAUUUUAAUCGGUCUGCUUGCAGUGUCGGCCUAUCUCAUUCUUUAUACUUUUGCAUUUACUGUAGUAGGAAUAAUUGUUAACGCUGAUGUCAGUACACCCUAUCUUAUAUUUAUCGUGAUCAUUAUAUACUAUUUAUUCUCGGUGAUAUCUGAUCGCUAUGUUAGAAAGCAAAAAUUGAAAAAAUUAGCAUUUGAAAUAUGUGAAAAAUUAGAAUCUAACCGUGAGAGUCAGUUUUCGUUGGAUAAGCAACGUGAAAUCUUGGGCAAAGCUGUUGUCGAUGACCAACAACAAAAUAAACCGGAAACAAGAAGAAAGCAUCGAAAGUAUACUUUGCCACCAUUAAAAAUGAAAAACUCUCGUAUCGAUCCUAUCGAUAUACCCAAACAGCCACUUUAUGAUGACGAGGAAACAUCAUUAGAUCAAACAUUUACACCAUUGCAAAAAAUUAAGACAUUAUUUUUCGAAGACCAUCAUGGUGCAGCUUAUGUUCCCUUAGCUGUAUAUAAGGAAGUUUGUGCUCAGCAUCUAGGAUCAUCUAGGAGAACUUUUAUACGAUUUAUCCGCAUGCUGUGUAUUGUUAUUUUUACAUUUGCAGCCAUAAUGUCUUUUGGUCAAUUGCAACGAUUAACAUCCCUAGCCAAGCCUUUGGCAGCAUUCUUGAUCGGUUAUUUACCAUUAUUGGUUGCAUUAGGAGAUAGCAAUGCAGAGGCUGCACUAAAUGAUAAAAAACUAAAGAAAGAAGUCAUUUCCACUAUAUAUCGCUUUGCUACGGAUAUUAAAAAAAGUCAAUUGAUCGCUCCUGAAGAACUUGAGCAAGUAUCACAAUACCAUAAUGCUAGGGAGACUUUAGCUCAUGGAAUUAUUAUGGAUGUAUUUUAG
Trichoplax adhaerens is the source of this 2637-nucleotide messenger RNA. RefSeq lists its product as uncharacterized. The record is from RefSeq and is a predicted model, not a curated record. Bases 1 to 2637 code for a protein of 878 amino acids. The transcript has a single exon. NCBI's taxonomy places the organism in Eukaryota, Metazoa, Placozoa, Uniplacotomia, Trichoplacea, Trichoplacidae.